Tympanuchus pallidicinctus (lesser prairie-chicken) is the source of this 2154-nucleotide messenger RNA. It is a transcript of the gene SLC11A1, whose product is annotated as solute carrier family 11 member 1. The record is from RefSeq and is a predicted model, not a curated record. The coding region runs from base 119 to 1726 and encodes 535 amino acids. Gene Ontology annotation, biological process: metal ion transport. Lineage: Eukaryota; Metazoa; Chordata; Aves; Galliformes; Phasianidae. Gene Ontology annotation, molecular function: manganese ion transmembrane transporter activity; cadmium ion transmembrane transporter activity; iron ion transmembrane transporter activity. The transcript is spliced from 14 exons. Gene Ontology annotation, cellular component: plasma membrane.
AGGGAAGGAGCACUUCCUCCUUCUCCUCCUCCUCCUCCGCUUUCCCUGGAGGGGGGGCUGGGAGCUAUAAGAGCUGUGCACUGGGUGCAGCACAAAGAGGUAGGGGUUCCCCAGCACCAUGUCUGGAUCCAGCCCUGCUACGGCAUCACUAGAGCCAGGCAUCACUGGGUCCCUGAACCGAGGCCAAACGGACGCCAGCAACAUCCCUGUCCCCCCGCAUCACCCUGUUCCCCGUGCUCAGACCUACCUGGAUGAGCUCAUCAGCAUCCCCAGAGGCAGCGCGCCCGGCUUCAGCUUCAGGAAGCUGUGGGCUUUCACUGGCCCUGGUUUCCUGAUGAGCAUCGCCUACCUGGACCCAGGCAACGUGGAGUCAGACCUGCAGUGUGGGGCCGUGGCCGGCUUUAAGCUGCUGUGGGUGCUGCUGUGGGCCACAGUGCUGGGACUGCUGUGCCAGAGGUUGGCCAUCCGCCUGGGCGUGGUGACGGGGAAGGACCUGGCAGAGAUCUGCUACCUCUAUUACCCCACGGUGCCCCGUGUGCUGCUGUGGCUCAUGAUGGAAAUCGCCAUCAUCGGCUCAGACAUGCAGGAGGUGAUCGGGACGGCCAUUGCCUUCAGCCUGCUCUCAGCCGGACGCAUCCCGCUCUGGGGUGGUGUUCUCAUUACCAUCACAGACACCCUCUUCUUCCUCUUCCUUGACAAGUAUGGGCUCCGCAAGCUGGAGGCUUUCUUUGGCCUCCUCAUCACCAUCAUGGCUCUGACCUUUGGCUACGAGUACAUGGUGGUGAGGCCAGCGCAGACAGAGGUGCUGAAGGGAAUUUUCCUGCCCUACUGCCCGGGCUGUGGGCGAGAGGAGCUGCUCCAGGCUGUGGGCAUCGUUGGUGCCAUCAUCAUGCCCCAUAACAUCUUCCUGCACUCCUCCUUGGUGAAGACCCGGGCGAUUGACCGCUCCAAGAAGGAGGAGGUAAAGGAGGCCAACAUGUACUUCCUGACUGAGUCCUGCCUCGCUCUCUUCGUCUCCUUCCUCAUCAACCUCUUCGUCAUGGCUGUCUUUGGAGAGGCUUUCUACCACCAGCGCAAUGAGGAUGUGCAUAACAAGUGUGUCAACAGCAGUGUCAGUCACUAUGCCAGCAUCUUCCCCAUCAACAAUGAGACGGUCUCUGUGGAUAUCUAUCAGGGAGGUGUCAUCCUGGGCUGCUAUUUUGGGGCUGCAGCGCUCUACAUCUGGGCCGUGGGGAUCCUGGCAGCAGGGCAGAGCUCCACCAUGACAGGCACCUACGCAGGACAGUUUGUCAUGGAGGGCUUCCUGCAGAUGCGCUGGUCCCGCUUCACCCGGGUACUGUUCACUCGCUCCCUGGCUAUCCUGCCCACCCUCUUCGUGGCUGCCUUUAGGGACAUAAGCCAGCUGACGGGCAUGAAUGACCUGCUUAACGUGCUGCAGAGCAUCCUGCUGCCCUUCGCCGUGCUGCCUGUCCUCACCUUCACCAGCCUGCGCCCGCUCAUGCAUGACUUCGCCAAUGGUCUCUCUGGACGUGCAGCAUCGCGCACGGAGCGCGGUUCCUGCCCAGGGGACGCUACAACCGGUUCAGCUUCGAUCUCACCAUGGACGGGCCGGGGGCGGCAGGGCCGCAGUGACGGGCUCCGUCCCGCACAACAGCGCCCUGCUGCCACACCAAGCCCCGGGGGGCGAUGCUUUCUAGGGAAACGCCCCCCGCACGGCAGGGGUUAACAGACUUCGGAGGGUUCUGCAAAAGCCUCUCCUUGGGUGGUGCUGGGGGGCAGGGGGCCGAGCGGGAUGGGCCCUGCCCUGCUCAUCAGCGCCGGGAAGCGGAGGCUCCUCUAAUUACCGCCGGGACCGCUAAUUACAGCCGCUCACCGCAGGGACAGCCCGGGGGGAGCCCGCUCCGCCCGUUUCGCUGCCUGCAGACCCAGAGCCCUGGUGUGUGUCCCGUCCCCCGUCCCCCCCCCCCCCCCCGGUCCCAAACGUGGCGACGCCCGUUGGCUGUCCCCGCACGGGCCCGGGCUGUUCUCCAAAGGGGCUCCGGCGCGGGAUGGGGGGGUCGGGGCCGAUAAAUUGACGUUUGUAACGCACCCUCCGCCUCUCUGUGUUGGGGCGGGGGGGUCCCGCAGCGCUGCGCCCCCCGCCGCGGCCCGCAC